AUAUGCAGCUAAAACAUGGUUUCCAUCAAAGUCCAUUUGAAGUUUAGAAGUGACCAAAUGGGACCGAAGAAGAUGGGUUUGCUUCUGGAUUUUAUACUUGUUUUUAUGAGUUUCAUUGGGUUGCUUCCUUCCACCGUUGAAGGAAAGGUUCACUACUAUGAUUUUGUUUUGGAAGAUAAAAAUUUUACCAAGUUAUGUAGCACCAAGUCUGCUUUGGUCGUCAAUGGCAGCAUUCCAGGGCCAGUGGUUUAUGUUAACAAGGGUGACACCAUGUUCGUUAAUGUACAUAACGAAGGAGGUUAUAAAGUUACCCUUCACUGGCAUGGAGUGAAGCAACCGAGAAAUCCAUGGUCUGAUGGCCCGGAGUACAUCACACAAUGUGGAAUUCAACCGGGUACAAACUUCACUUAUGAGGUGAUAUUUUCUGAUGAGGUAGGGACCCUCUGGUGGCAUGCCCACAGUGAUUGGACAAGAAAUACUGUUCACGGAGCCAUCGUCAUUCACCCUGAAGAAGGAACUUCAUAUCCUUAUCCCACUCCUGAUGGUGAAGAAGUUCUUGUUUUAGGAUCAUGGUAUACUUAUGAUGUGAAUUUAGUGGUUGCAGAAGACCUUCUAACUGGGGCAGAUUUACCUGCAUCAGAUGCCUAUACCAUAAACGGUGAACCAGGCGACUUUUGUAAUUGCUCUAAAGAAACAACAUAUCGUUGGCAAGUUGAGUAUGGAAAGACCUAUCUUCUUCGAUUAGUUAAUGCAAUCAUGAACACAGAAGUAUUCUUUGCUAUUGCUGGACACAACGUCACAGUCGUGGGAAGAGAUGCAGCAUACCUAAAACCAUUUGUCACGAGCUAUAUUAUGAUAGGUCCUGGACAAACCAUGGACAUUUUGUUGACAACAGACCAGUCUCCUGGCCAGUAUUACAUUGCUGCCAGACAAUUAUACACAGACAAAUCAAUUUAUACUGACUAUGACAAAGUAAAUGUUACCGCGAUUCUUGAGUAUAAAGGCAACUACAGCUAUCCAACUUCCCCUUCUUUCCCAUACGACACCCUUCCUUCUUAUACAGAUAUUGAUGCUGGAGUAGCAUUUAGAAACAAAUUAAGGAGUCUUUAUAAUCAAGACGUCCCAAAAAACAUCACAACCCGGAUGUACAUUACAGCAUCUCAAAACUUAAUUGUUCUGAAUCAAUCAGACGGUGGAGUUGCUGUCACUCUUGCAGCAAGCUUAAAUAAUGUGUCUUUUGUGAAUCCCAAAACGGACGUGCUUCGAGCUUAUUACUACAACAUCAGUGGUUUCUUCACGGACGAUUUCCCAGACAUGCCGCCUACAUUCUAUGAUUUUGUUGCAGAUGAUUUUUUAGUUAAUUCGACAGAGUCAGUGUUGGGUACCAAAGUGAAGGUGCUUGAAUAUGGAGAAGAAGUGGAAAUGAUCUUUCAAAAUUCUAAUAUUUUGAACGCAUCCGAGGAUCAUCCAAUGCAUCUUCAUGGAUAUAGUUUUUAUGUGGUAGGAGCAGGACCUGGAAAUUUUGAUUUCGAAGAGGAUCCUGAAAAGUACAAUUUGGUUGAUCCACCAUAUGUAAACACUGCUACACUUCCAAAGGUCGGAUGGCUUUCAGUUAGAUUCAGAGCACUAAAUCCUGGAGUUUGGCUAUGGCACUGUCACUUAGAUCGUCAUCUAAGUUGGGGAAUGGACACAGUGAUUAUAGUAAAAGAUGGUGGCACUCCUGAGACAUGUAUCCGCAAACCACCACCAAAUAUGCCUAUCUGUGAUGAUGCACCAGCGCUUGGACUUUCCAGAGCAGAUUCUUCAUCUGAAGACCUGCAACAGAAAUACGAGAAUACGUAUACCUAGGUUCAAUAUUUGAGUCAUUCAAGUAUGGAUUAGUAGGUGAAUGUAUUCAUCCAUUUUACAUAAAAUAAUUUAAUAUGUAAUUUUUAUAUAAAAUUACAUAUUAAAAUAUUUUUUUAUAAAUUUCUCAAAAAUGACUGUAAGCACUUUAAAAUUUACCCAAUUAGUACAAUUAGGUUCACUAUUAUGAUCUUUUUAUCUUGACCUCUCAAUCGUUGCUGUGUUCAGCUAUGUGAGCAAAUUGUGCGAAAGUUAUGUCAUGCUUUUGACUAUUUGGUACGAGGAGGGAAGCAAUUUGAAUGUUAUUUUGGUGUUUUGUA
Ricinus communis (castor bean) is the source of this 2165-nucleotide messenger RNA. RefSeq names its product putative laccase-9. Lineage: Eukaryota; Viridiplantae; Streptophyta; Magnoliopsida; Malpighiales; Euphorbiaceae. Gene Ontology annotation, molecular function: hydroquinone:oxygen oxidoreductase activity; copper ion binding. Gene Ontology annotation, cellular component: apoplast. The record is from RefSeq and is a predicted model, not a curated record. The transcript has 7 exons. Gene Ontology annotation, biological process: lignin catabolic process. Bases 16 to 1848 code for a protein of 610 amino acids.